Phaedon cochleariae (mustard beetle) is the source of this 1227-nucleotide messenger RNA. Lineage: Eukaryota; Metazoa; Arthropoda; Insecta; Coleoptera; Chrysomelidae. The record is from the annotation of a GenBank genome assembly.
AUGGAAAUAACUCAAGCAAACGAAGAUGGCAAUAGCGAAAUAGGAUCUGUGAUUAUGACAAAUAUGGACAGCGACCUCCAGGCAAAAUCAAGCAGUCAGAGAACUGGCAAUAACGAAUAUCAAAAAGCCAGCAUAAGCAAUACAGGCUUAGAAGCCACAAGAGUUUCUAGCGAGAGUCUGACGCAAUUUUCUGAAGCUAAAGAAACUUUAAUUAAUUUCUUAAGCUCUUCUAAAGAAAGCAUAAAUAGGAAAAAAGUAGCCACAGAAGCACUGGAAACAAUGACCAGUGCCUUCACAGAACUGAUGACAUACAUCACCCAGAAGGCCACAGAAAGAAGAGUAACCGAAGAAUUGGUUACCUUACAUGACAAACUAAACUCAAUUAGUGAGAAAAUAGAUAAUAUUAAGAAACCAACAUAUGCCGAAAAAGUAGGCAGCAAUUUAAAUCUUAAGUCAGCAAAAAUACCUUUAGGAAACGGGAAAUUGGCAAACCCAUCAACAGAUAGCACUAUACUUAUAUAUCUCAAGGAAGGGAACCAAGAUUGCAACUCAAGCGAGGACACUUUGAGCACUCUGAAAAGCCUAAGGGCAGAUCUUGUUGGUAUUAAAGCCAAAAAACUUUUACCGAUAGCCAAUAAUGGAGUGAAAAUAAUUGCAGCUGAAGCAAACUUAAACAAGAAGGCACUAGACGAGGCUGGACUAACUAGCAGAAUGCCACCAAAAUUCAAACCCAGGAUGGCAGUUAUAGGAGUUCCUAGUGAUUGGAAUGCCACAAGAACUGAAAACAAAAUUAACGAUGACCUAGAAAUCCCAGUCGAUCAUCAGCAAGAGGUAAAAGCCCACUUUAAGUUUGGCAAAAGAGACGCACAAUACGUUACCUGGAUAAUCGAGUGCGAUCACGAAAUGAGGACUGACAUUCUUGAAAGAGGCAGACUGUAUUUGGGUUGGGUGGCAUGUCAAGUCAGAGACCACGUCAGAAUAGUAAGAUGUUACAAUUGCCAAAAUUAUGGGCACCUGGCCAGUAAGUGCAGAAACAAAACCAGCUGUGGCAUUUGCUCUAAGGAGCAUCCUACCAAAGAGUGUAACAAAGAAGAUAAAAAGUGUAUAAACUGCAAAAUUAAUAAGAUGCCAGAAGAAGACUGUGCACACGAGGCCAAUGAUAUAAACUGUCCGACCUAUAAUAAAAGAAUCAGAAGCUAUAUUAGCAAUAUCGAUUAUGGAACAUAA